Molecule: messenger RNA, 1011 nt
Organism: Sugiyamaella lignohabitans
Lineage: Eukaryota; Fungi; Ascomycota; Dipodascomycetes; Dipodascales; Trichomonascaceae
Product: Bifunctional purine biosynthesis protein purH
Exons: 1
Coding region: 1-1011 (336 amino acids)
Biological process (GO): positive regulation of Ras protein signal transduction; protein phosphorylation
Molecular function (GO): protein serine/threonine kinase activity
Source: RefSeq, a predicted model, not a curated record
AUGCCUAAACCAAUUCGGUUGACGGCGUCCAAAUCAUCACGGAUAAACAAGCCAUCAGUUGGGAAGAAACCUGCUCUUCCUCUCAUGCCAUCCGACAUUGCAUUUUUAAAAGAUUUUGAUGAAAAGAAAUCGCUUCGACAAGCCCGAUCUAAAGCCCAACAAGAAAAACUUCAGGAUGACGGACCAGCCGAGUUGGAAUGGCAAUUGCAAGUUAGCACUAUUCCGGAUAUUGUAAAAUCUAUGAGGAUAGUUUUGGAUAGAAUGUGGGCCCCCAUACCUGAGAAGGGUCUUGGUAGAGAAGGCAGAGGAGAUGUUUACCAUUUCCGAAAAUCAAUACCGCCUCUGGUCCGAACUACCCACUUAUAUGCCAUUUAUCCAGACAAUUCUACAUAUGUAGAUAGAGAAAUACGAACAGCUUGCGAGGAUGGUACCGUUCGGCGACUUGUUGUUAAUUUGGUAGAAGGCAGUGAUUUGCUGAUAGAGUCAACGCAUUAUUAUGCUAUACUCGAUGAGCAAGUCCGGAAAUAUGAGGAAUCACUUUCUAAAUCUGAAGAUGAAGGGUCAAAAGUAGUGACUUCUGCAAUAGUCAAGGCGUUAAAAAUAUUCAAGAAGUUGUUAAUAAAAAAUCCAACGGCAAUUUCAUUAUCACUGUCAGAAUUAGAGGACGUUGAUCUUGCAAAACUAAGAAAUAACCUGCUAUCACUAGGGUUUUUGACUCUACAAUCUGGGCAGAUGGAUUCAUUUGUAAUAUCAGUGCCGAAUAUAGGAUCGUAUUUAAGGCUCGUCGCAUCCAGUCGUAAAUGGAUCAUCCGUAAUCUCGAUAAGAUGUCCUGGAAAGAGCUGUUGGAGUCUACAUUACAAGAGCGCUGGGAAUCUAAUAAAACAUAUUGGUAUGAUUUCAAAGGGUGUCUGCUAGAAUGGGUGUUGUAUGAUUGUUUUGGCGGUGGCUGGUGUGAACCCUUCAAGACACCAGUUGGAAGAGGUUGGAAGCUUACAGGUAAGAAAGGAUAA